Messenger RNA from Pimephales promelas (fathead minnow), 1187 nucleotides. It is a transcript of the gene sertm1, whose product is annotated as serine rich and transmembrane domain containing 1. NCBI's taxonomy places the organism in Eukaryota, Metazoa, Chordata, Actinopteri, Cypriniformes, Leuciscidae. Gene Ontology annotation, cellular component: intracellular membrane-bounded organelle. The record is from RefSeq and is a predicted model, not a curated record.
AAUGACUGAGCACGGCACCAUGGGAGAAGACAAGACAGAAGCCUGUCAUCUAGUCUAAGCUGCUGAGCUGAGUAAUAUCACUGAGAUAAUCAAAUCCCAAUUACAGCAAUUAAAGCGAGAACGAUCGUACCAUCUUUUAUGAGUUAAGCGAGACAUCUUUAUCGUCUUUAUUUGAAACAUAAAUCAGCUGCUAAAGAAACCGAGAAGACGUCAAUGAGAUGAGAGGGGGGCAAGAAAGGGAGAGAGAUGAUAGGAGUGAAACGGAGAGGGAGGAGGAUUCAGAGUACAACAGCUGGACAGUCGAUAUCCAGCCCACCAGACCGAGCGCGUUCAGACACCCUGCUCUCUCUCUCUCUCACGACGAGUGGCAUCUAUUUCAGCGUGUGCUAUACGCUAGCUUAAGGAAUCCCAUAAGGAAUUCACUCCUGGACCACGAGAUGAGCGUGACGGGCAGCUCUGUGAUUUAGUGCCGACGACUCUUUUUUUCAUCAGAAAGAUUCCCAAAUCCAUCAGAUAUGUCUGGGAUGGAUGGGUCGGUGGAGGAGAUGAACGGUACGGGAGUAAACAGCGAGAGUUUCCUGAGGUUCAGCCCUACAUCUGUUUCUACCGCGGCGGCCGCUGCUUCAUAUGGACGAACUGCCAGUGUUUAUGUCUAUGUCUCCAUCUUCCUCAGCUUGCUGCUUUUCCUGCUUACCCUGUUGAUCAUUGCUCUCCACAGGCUGAAAAACAUCAUAUCCUCUAGUUCUUCUUACCCAGAAUGCAGCAGUGAGGCCGGGAGCUCGUUCACGAACAUGGAGAUCUGCAGUGUUUCCUCACAGAGAUCGACGGUGUCCUCGCUGUCCUGACAGGAUCACACACACGUCUGAAUGUACUGAUAAACAAGAAAUUUAGAGAUAUUUUAGAGGUCAUUUUGAUGUAUAAUUAAAUAUUUAUCCUUAUUAUCAAUGUCAUUAUUAAGCUGAGGUUUUACAUUCAAUAAUUCUGUCAACUGUGUAACAAUUGAGAAGACCCUCCAGAUAGAGGACUUGUAUUUUGGAAAAAUGUUAACGUACAUAAUGAACUGUAAAUAGAAAAGCUGUCUGUCUAUAUUUGACAAUAUGAUUACACUUACAAAUACAUGGAUCAUUUAUAAUAUAAUACAACAUGUCAUCUCUUGGAAGGCUUGAAUAAAAUCUGAUUUGCUCAUA